CAGUGUGAGUGUGCUGUGCACAGACUCUUCCUGUAGCUGUUACCAUUCAUCUCUUGUGUAACUGUCAGCUUUUAAAAACUGUCUUGUAAGAUAAUAAGCAACUUCUGUAAUCCAUGUUUUGGAUUUGUGAUAAGUAAAAUUUGUUUUUUGUGUUUUUUUUUCUUUUUCUGUUGAGACAGUGUGCUUACCUUUUAGAGUAGUUUUAUGUGAUAAUUUUCUGAUAGGAAAUACUUUUUCAAAUAAUUGAAGGCAUUAUAAAAUGUAUUCUUUCUCAUCUGCUUUGAAAAUUCAUAUGUAGAGGGUAUAUGUUGGUUGUCUUUUACUGUUAUGUUCUAUUUUACAUGUUACUCUUCUAGAUUUGUUAGAUUUACUAGUCUGUCAGAGUCCGUGAGGAUUAGCCUUGGCUGAAGUUUGGCAGAGUGUCAAACUUUAUAGCCUGAGAUAAUUCCUUAGCUUUUGUUAUUACAGACACGUGAGGCAGUUUUGUGACAUAGAUUACUGAGGUGCAAAGGAUCACUUUGUCACAAAGACCCCUUUCCCAUCUGUGCAGUCUUCAGUUUGUGUCCCUACGAAAAGCCAAACUAUUGUAAAUGCUUUGUAACUUUCAAUACUAGGGAAGGGUUCAAAGAAAGAUUGAUUAGUUUGUGAACUUCAGAGAUAACCUUUUCUUAAGACUAGGGCUGGGCUUUAUUACACAGAUAAAUCUUAUUAAAAUAGAAAUGCUACCAAAAAGCAGAGUUUAAAGCUAAGGUUAACUGAACUCAAUUUAUAUUUAGAAACUGACUCAGAUAGCUUUCUGUCUGGUCUCAUAUUGGAUGGCCCAGCCCUAAUCAAGUGUGAGCAAAAGCAGAACUAUGCAAACCGCUGUGGUAUAAAUGAAUUUUAGUUGAUAAAUGUCAUCUGAUAACUUGUCUUUUGAAUUGUCUAACAUUAGUAAGCUUACUUUUGUUUUUUCCCUCACUGUGCAACUUUUCCAGGUUUGGACCUUAUGAGUCUUACGACUCCAGGUCUUCUCUGGGUGGGCGAGAUCUGUACAGAUCUGACUAUGGUUUUAAUGAACCUGAACAAAGCCGCUUCGGAGGUAGUUAUGGUGGUCGAUUUGAGAGCUCCUUCCGGACUAGCCUUGACUCUUUCGGAGCCUGCACCUGUAGGCUCUCGGGGGAGAGGAACCCCUGCUUAUCCUGAAAGUGCGUUUGGAAGCAGAAACUAUGAUGCUUUUGGAGGACCAUCCACAGGCAGAGGCCGAGGCCGAGGACACAUGGGUGAUUAUGGAAGCAUUCAUAGACCUGGGAUUAUUAUUGACUAUCAGAACAAGCCCACCAAUGUGACGGCUGCUGCUGCACGAGGAAUAAAAAGAAAGAUGAUGCAAAUAUUUACUAAGCCCGGGGCAGCCUUUAUCAAGAAACCGAAGCUCGCAAAACCUGUGGAAAAGAUGAAACUCAGCAAGUCACCAAGUAAGUCGAUGGCUCAGGGUGCGUGCACAUCAGACAGUGCUCAUGUGCAGCAGUGCACUGUAGCUGUUAGCCUAUAAAUCCUCUUGCAGCUGGUAGCCAGUUGUUUCCAAAUGUAGGGGGUGU
Acomys russatus (golden spiny mouse) is the source of this 1577-nucleotide messenger RNA. RefSeq names its product DBIRD complex subunit ZNF326-like. The transcript has 3 exons. Gene Ontology annotation, molecular function: DNA binding. The coding region runs from base 989 to 1531 and encodes 180 amino acids. Gene Ontology annotation, biological process: regulation of DNA-templated transcription elongation. NCBI's taxonomy places the organism in Eukaryota, Metazoa, Chordata, Mammalia, Rodentia, Muridae. The record is from RefSeq and is a predicted model, not a curated record. Gene Ontology annotation, cellular component: nucleus; DBIRD complex.